AUGACCCCUGAGGCGAUUCACGACGCCCUUCAGCAGCGCUUUGGAGAGGCUGUUACGGCCUUUGAAGCCGACGCUAUCGACCCGACGGUAACGGUCGAGGUGUCCGCCAUCCACGACGUUGGCGCUUAUCUGCGCAGCGAGCCGGGCAUGAUGUUCGAUUCACUCAUGUGUUUGAGCGGCGUGGAUUAUGGCGCGGAGAAGAGCAGCCUCGGUGUCGUCUAUCAUCUGCACUCCACCGCGCUCCGGCACACUAUCACCCUGCGAGUGGAUGUGCCGCGGCAAGACGGCGUAGUGCCCACGGUAUGCGACAUCUGGCGCACCGCCGAAUGGCACGAACGGGAGGCAUUCGACCUUUUCGGCAUGCGUUUCGACCGGCACCCCGACCACCGCCGCAUCCUGCUGCCGGAUGACUGGGAAGGUCACCCGCUGCUCAAGGAUUAUCAGGUCCAGGAGUUUUAUCAGGGCAUACCCGUUCCCUACGAGGGUGACCCCGCCGGAGAUCGGCAUGGACGUUUAUCGCUUUCAGGACCGCGAGGACCCCGCCUAAACGAAGGACUUAGCCGUGCUGCAAUACUUUCGGAACAUCUGGGAAGGCUUCUGGACGCCCUUGGUGGGGCUGAGCAUGACGUGGCGCAAACUGUUCGUCCCGGCCGUUACCAUGCAAUACCCGGAGGAGCGCUGGGAACUGCCGACGAACUCCCGCAUGCAACUGUUCGUGAACAUGGACGACUGCAUCGGCUGCCUGCAGUGCGAGCGCGUCUGCCCGGUGCAGUGCAUCAGCAUCGACACCGUCAAGGCGGUGCCCGACGAGGUCGAAGCGACCACCACCGGCCACAAGAAGCGCCUGCACGUCACCAAAUUCGACAUCGACAUGGUCAAGUGCUGCUAUUGUGA
Molecule: messenger RNA, 894 nt
Organism: Geodia barretti
Lineage: Eukaryota; Metazoa; Porifera; Demospongiae; Tetractinellida; Geodiidae
Source: the annotation of a GenBank genome assembly